This is a messenger RNA of Botrytis deweyae, 5337 nucleotides long. RefSeq lists its product as uncharacterized. The record is from RefSeq and is a predicted model, not a curated record. The transcript has 2 exons. Gene Ontology annotation, cellular component: chromosome, telomeric region. Lineage: Eukaryota; Fungi; Ascomycota; Leotiomycetes; Helotiales; Sclerotiniaceae. Gene Ontology annotation, biological process: telomere maintenance. Gene Ontology annotation, molecular function: DNA binding. Bases 1 to 5337 code for a protein of 1778 amino acids.
AUGGCAGAAACAAUACCAGCUGCAAAUGGAAUUCCAAACUCCACAACAAUGUCAAAGUUAGAUUCAACCACGCAUAUCCCAAUCGCGCAGCUUACGCCAUUACUUCCAGCAUCAGCUUCGAGAUCAGUUAAAGCGGUAGUGACUCUCACAUGGCCAUAUAGUUCCCGCACGGGUUCUGUCGCUUUCUUACUUGCUGAACCCGAUUUCCGCUUGCGCAGAAUCAGAGGCCAAGUGCGCGUACAAUUUUCAGGAUCAUCUGCGAAUGCUAUUGCGAAGUCUGGUAUCACUAGCGGUGAUGAAGUGAUAUUAUGUUUAGAUGGAGUGGAAUAUGUGGGAACUGAAGCUCCAAGUGCGACACCUGGAAGGGGUGUGGAGUUUGAAUUGAAGUUCACGGACAAACUGCUACUUCAGUUUCGCCCAGAAGAUUGCCAAGAUGUCAAGCUUAUCAGCAUCGAAAACCCCGAUCCCGAAGUUGUUCAGACAAAUGCCUCCCCGCCCCCGCCCACCCCAGCGACAGAUCUAGAGACCGAAAACCAAGUCCCGGAAAUCCCAGCAACGCCUGUCUCAUUUUUCAAGCAAUUGGCUUCACAGAAUGUAGAGGAGUACUCCUCUCCGGCUUUCCUGAAACGUGAGCGAAUAUCAUACGGUUCAAUGUUCGAAGAAGGCUACGACCCAUUUGAGGUUGAAGAUGGGUCAGUCCGUGGUAAAGGUAGGAAGAGAACUAGACUCAGUACAUCAUGGCGAUUUGCGAGCAGGUCACCAAGUCCCAGUCCAGAGGUCGAAGAGCCGGUAGCAGCAUCCUCUGAAAAUGGUAUUGAGGAGCCAGUAAACCAACAUGCGCCAUCAAUGACGGAUGAGGGUGUUCAAACUAUAGAGUUUGAAGCUGAGGUAAUCGCCGAAGCGACGCAAAAACUAGAACAAGAUUUGCCCAAAAUCACUGAGGAAGUGGAGGCAAAUGACACCGUAGAGGUUGUGCAUGUGGAAGCUCCAUUACAGGAAAUACCACAGGCCGAAGAUGGGAACACAAAUCCAAUGCCGCCUCCACAUAAAGCGACUGAUUUUUUCAUUCCAGACAUCGAGCCACGGGAAACAUCGUCCGAUAAACUAGAUGAAAAGUUACCUUCUUCCCCGCAACUACGACCUUUGCCAUCAGAAGGUCUUCCUUUAGUCUCUCCACUGGUAACAACCCGAGUUGAGAAGUUCAACAACUACGUACACAGUGAACACACUCAAAAUCUCGAAAUACUAAAUGCUCCAGAUGCGCUUCCAGUGGAGUCUGAUAAACAGAUGCCAGGUCACAGGAAAGAAGACGAAGUGUAUGAUGCAAGUCCUCUGCAUCACACAAACGGUCAGUCGAAGUCGGAUCAGACUACCUAUAAUACGUCAUCAAUUCUUUCUGGGGACCAGUAUGACCCUCUGAAUACUCAGAACACCUUCCCUCCUCACCAGCAACGUCAAAAUGGGACCGAGGACGGUGGUGAUCAAUUAUUUGCCCCGUACAAUGCUCCUGAGCCAGAAUCCUAUAUAUCAGCCGGCGUUUACGAAGAGAUACCGGAAGAACAAAGCCGAUUCGUUGCCCCUGAGAUGGAGGAGGGUCUGGAUCAAUACAACUAUCCCGAUCCAGAGCAGACUUACACAGAACCAAACAAUUGGACCACUCAGCCUAGCAUGGCCUAUCCCGACUUCGGAGACAGUCAACAACAAACUGCCGAUUUAUACCCUCAACUCCCCUCCACGACAUCUAUGGUUCGGUCCCAAAGCGAUCAAUCUCGUCAAUCCAGUCACAACCAUCAAUCGCAUCACUCUCCCCCAUCUAAAGUUGUAGACUUGACCGAGAGUAGUGAUGAGGAUGAGGAUGAGGAUGCUGAGGGAUUUCUUGAAGUAGAAGAUAAUAGUGAGCAGCAGCUGCCCAACUCGGCUUUCCCAGUGGAGCAUGGCGAGCAAGGUAUUUACUAUGAUUUAAGGGAAGAAGAUGAAGACGAGGAAAUUAUUUACGAUGAUCAGAACGAAACAGAUGACUAUGGACUGGGCUACUUUGACGAAAAUGAUAAAAAUUUGGAUUCAAUGGGAAGAGUCAACUAUCCCGAAGAUUACGAAAACGGCAGUGAAGAGGAUACCGACGAAGAUAGCUACAGUGAGGAUGAGACGAGUAAUCAAGCGCCAGUACAGCAACAGCCCGAAGUAAUAGACCUUUUGUCCUCGGAUGAUGAAGAUGAGGAGCCAGCGGAAGCCCCAGUUGCUCAAAUCAGAAACAAUCUUAAGGUUGACGAGACAAUUGAAUCCGGGGAAGAGUCAGAGGAAUAUGAGGAUGACGGAGAGGAAGAAGAGGAUGAUGAAGAGGAAGAAGAGAAAGAGGGAGAUGCAGGUCUGGACAUUGUUGGCGAACAAGUUCAAAACGUUAGCAUCCGUUCAACAAAGUCCCAAGAAUUCGUGAGAGAGUCUUCGGAAGAGUCAGUUGAGGACGAGCCAAUGGCAAGUGCAAUAACGCUAGUCAAUGACCGCACCGAAUCCAUAAAACCCGAUGCAGAAAUGCCCGAGAAUGUAUUGAAUAAAUUGGGCUCUGGUCUUGACGCGCAAAUGGAUGUAGAUGAAAGCGUGCUUGCGCCAGAGGGCGCAAAGCAAUCUCCAUCACAAGAAAAUCUCGAGGAUGAGAAUGCUAUCGAACUAGAUUCUACUGAGCCUAUGGACAUCGAGACCAAUGUAACCAAUCCAUCUGCUACCAUUGACAAGAUGGAUGUCGAUAAUACUACAGACAAUCUCGAUGGUUUACUCGAAAAGCUAGAGGAGGUGGGUUCAGAAAAACAAUUGAAACAGGGUUCUGCAAAUACCGACGGCGAUGUACCCCAGAGCGAUGAUGAAAUCUUCAAGAACGGCGUCGAGAAUGUUGAAAAUGAGGAUAUUGACCAAAAUUCGAAUGAAGCAAAUGCUGAGGAGACUUCUUCGCAAGGACCCGAGCCAAUCGAAAUGACGGAUGAUAUACGAACAGCGACCGAAACUGUACCUGACCCUAUACUGGCCGGUGGCAAUGCAGAUACUAUGAGUGUUGCACUCGAACAUGUCCUACCAUCACCAAUCACUUUAGAGAAUUCCAAUGUUUCAACAGUCCCCAUUUCCACAGAUCAAAGCAUUAAGGAUCGAGCUGCCAAGUCUGGUUGGGCAAGGUCUCCUAAAGGGGCUACCCUGUUCUCGAGAACUUUUGGUAUAGAUGGUGCAAACGAUACGAGCGAUGCAAAUGAUACCAGUGAUGCGAAUGAUACGGGUGAUGAGGGCGACAAAGACAAUAAAGGUCUAAUCUCUUCUCCUGCGGUGCCAACAACUGAAUUGGAAGAUAAACCAGAGUUGAUUGAUGAAUCAGACCAAAUGUCACAGUCCCAAAGCACUACUAAUGCCAUCGAUACCACCACAGAUCAUCAGAAUUAUCAGCUUCCAACACCUGACGAUACUCAAAAGCAGAACAUUGAUGAGAACAUUGAUGAGAAUAUUGAUGAGAACAUUGAUGAGAACAUUGAUGGGGACGAUGAUGAGGACGGAUUAACUUCGAUGUCAGAUCUACUUCAACUUCAGUUACAAGAAGAGAUGGGAGAGAUGGACGAAGAUAUGGAUAUGAUGAAAACUGAUGCACGCAUUGAAAAGGAUCCAUCACCGGACUUACUUGAGAAUGAAGACCUAAAUUCUUCUCAAGAGAAGCCUGACACGAAUUUGAAUGUAGCUUCAGACACGGGUGCGAUAGAUGAAGACGAUGAAAUGGUUGAUCCCGAGUCCGAAGACAUAGAGAUUCAAUUUAAUAAGACAGAAAUACUUGAGCUCAAAGAGUCUGAAACUACUGAAACCGAAGUCAGGCAGGUCAGCGAAGAGAUUAUCGAGGACGAUAUAGCUGGGAGAGCGGAGGAAGACGAUGUUGAAGUAAAUGAAGGAGAAAAAUUCGAAGAGAUCGAAUCAAUUGUUGAUGAAGAUGAAGAGGCCGGGGAGAAAUAUUUGGAGAUGCGUCAAGGUGGAGUGUUUGUAGAGGGAGUUUCGGAUGUUGACGAAGAUGAGGUAUUCAGGGAGGGCACUUCAGAUGUUGAUGAGGAUGAGGUGUUUAGGGAGGGCGUUUCGGAUGUUGAAGAUGAAGAAUCUGAAGAGGGAGAUGGAGAGGGAGAGGCGGAGAUUGAACAAAUCGAAAUCAAAGUCAGGGAAGCCGAAACGACGGAGUUCGAAACUCAACAGACUCUUGCAAAGUUGGCCGAAAACAGCAGUUUUGAGAAAGACUUGAAGAAUUUCGAGAUCACGGAAGAGUAUAUUGAGCAAACAAUUGAGGAGACUGAAGCUGUCGCCGAUGAAACCGAAGCCUUUGUGUCGGAGAAAUUCAGACGAGCACUUCCUAAUUCUUUAUCUCCCUUAAGAAGUCGUAGCCGCAAAGAAUCUACACCUGAAUCUAGGAAAAGCAAAAAAGAAUCAACCCCAGUCAGCCCUAGACAAACCCGGUCCAGCAAAGAUCUUUCGCCUUCGCCUGAUUUCAAGAGGAGUAGGAAAGGAUCAGCGACUGUAAGUCCUAGACAAACACGAUCUAAAAAGUUGGAGCCAGUUGUGGAGGCUGUCCCUACUGUAACGCCAACAAAAUCCAACAAAGAGAGUGAGAGGCAAUCUACACAUGGUAGCAAUCAGUCUAAAAGGUCGCCAUCUCUAGUUCUCGAUGAAGAGAAAACACUAAAAGGUCCGGAUACAAGCGCUGAAAUGGCAAUACUCGGAUUACCCGAAUCGCCUACAAAAGCCGGCCAUCACCUAAGAGCACCAGCGACUACCGAUCCGAAACUCCGUUUGACUAAAUAUCUUCGUACUGAUUUGAGUGAAUAUACAACUCUCAAAAUGCUUCGUUUCAAAAUGAACUCUAAACUGGAUAUUUUGGCAAUCGCUACGAGUGUACCUACCGAACCUCAAAGAGCAAAGUCAGGGCCAAGACACUACACUAGCACCUUCACCAUUACCGAUCAAACUAUAGCUCCUUCCGGCGUAGUGGAAGUAAAAAUCUUCCGUCCAUACAGAGAUGCCCUUCCCACACCUGAAAUUGGAGAUGGUAUAUUACUGAGAGACUUCAGCGUCUUAUCGGUUAAAGGGAGAGGUUUCACAUUGAAAUCUGAAGAAGAAAGUAGUUGGGCAGUGUUCAAGGAUGAGGGUACAGAAAUAGAAGUUCGGGGACCUCCUGUUGAAUAUGGCCAUGGAGAAAAGAAACACAUGAAGGAAUUAAGAGAAUGGUUUCACACACUCGACGAUCGUCAAAAGACGAAAUUAGAAAAGGUUAGUGCAGCGAUGGAGAAGGAUCCUCAGGGAAAGAGUGCCACGGAAAAGGGAAAGAAGUGA